Aspergillus mulundensis is the source of this 1698-nucleotide messenger RNA. RefSeq names its product fungal specific transcription factor domain-containing protein. Gene Ontology annotation, biological process: regulation of DNA-templated transcription. The record is from RefSeq and is a predicted model, not a curated record. NCBI's taxonomy places the organism in Eukaryota, Fungi, Ascomycota, Eurotiomycetes, Eurotiales, Aspergillaceae. Gene Ontology annotation, molecular function: transcription cis-regulatory region binding; DNA-binding transcription factor activity, RNA polymerase II-specific. Bases 1 to 1698 code for a protein of 565 amino acids. Gene Ontology annotation, cellular component: nucleus. The transcript has 6 exons.
AUGCCUCCCGUCUCCAAAACAUGUCAGAGCUGCGCCGAUUCUAAGAUGCCGGCGUUUAAGGAAAGAAUGUCUUUAUCGCCAGACUGGUCGCCGAUUCAAAGGCUUCCAAAAGGAUCGAGAAUUGCAGCUCUGGAGUCCAAAAUUAACGAGCCUACUGUCGACCAAGUGGGUUUAGGCAAUACAGAACACUUCGUGCCUUUAUCCGAUGGCGAGUCGGCGAUCAAAGAUAUCAUCAGUCGAGGCGUCCUUGACGUGGAAACGGCCGAACGAUAUCUCAGCAACUUCAAGACCAAGAUGUUACCUCACUUCUGCUUUGUAACUGUGCCCCCUGCUGUAUCCGCCAAGCAGCUCCGUCAAAAGAAGCCUUUCCUUUUCUUAGCAAUCCUCGUGGCGUCUUCGUACGAGAACAUGCCAUUACAGCGGGCGUUGGGACAUGAGUUCAAGAGCCUCGUUGCAUCGCGCAUGGUCGUGGGUGGAGAGGUCUCGUUUGAGUUGCUUCAGGGGCUGUUGGUUUUCCUCGCAUGGUCACACUACCACUCCAAACCACAGCGAUAUACACAAUCUCUUCACCUGGCUGUGAGCCUCGUCGUUGAUCUCCGUUUAGACCGUCCGCCGCAGACAAAGAUGUGGAAAACGGGAUUGCGCUUCGGGCCUCAACAUGACUCGCAGGACAAGACACUGACACGACCUUCUUGGGGAAGAGAUGAGCAGAGGGCUGUCCUGGGCUGUUACUACUUGUCCGCUUCGGUUGCGAUGCUCGUGCAGAAGAUAUCAACUAUUCCGCGCCUCCCCUACUACGAAGAAUGUUGCAAGGCACUCCUCGAAGCCAACGAGCAUCUUCAUGACAAAUACAUGACCUACGUGAUACAGCUCCAAUUCAUCGCAGGUAAAAUCGACAAUCUCUCUUCAAAGCACACACUAGACUUAGAAAAGCCUGGAUCGGGAUCGGAGCUCUACAUCACCAGUCUCAACUCCGACCUGGAGGUGUUUCGUCGUCGUUUGCCUUUCGAUAUCUACGAAAGCCGCAUGUACAGAGCUCUCCUUGCUAUUCAGUACCACGCCACCGGGCUCUGUUUGUACCAGCUAGCUCUCAACAUUAGCGGCCAACACUCUCAACCGCAUUCAACUUUUGACCCUGUCUCCCUCUCCUUGAGAGACGAAAUGUCAAUGUCGGCAAUUGUUUCAGCAACAUCAAUUCUCAAUCUAUAUAUUGAUUCCCCAUCCAAUGAAGAAGUCGGGUUCAACAAUACACAAUGGGUCCAGAUGGGGGUUGCCUUGCUCGUUGCCUAUCGACACACUGUCGCAGCCGACAAGCCCGACCAAACAGCUUCUUUCCUCAGUACCUUGUCAAAACUGGAAUCGAGAACCGGGGCAUUGUCUACUGCCAGCGUAGAUACCAACGGAGCGCGAGAUAUCUUCUUCAACUUUGAAAAGCGUGUAGUUCAGAUCCGGCGCUGGGUCGAGGAACUCAAUAAAAGACAGGAAGAAAUGUCUCACGCUCGCACCGACGCAUUCCAGCAACAGCAAACGCUAUAUUCUGACCUGAUUGAUUUUGACAUAAACGGGCUUAUGCGGGCCACAGGACAGCUCGAUGGCUCUUUAUGGGAUUCGCUGCCAGUCGAAACUUCGGCUUCGCAAGUUUUCGCUGGAUUUUCUUAUGCGCCUUCCAUUGAGCAAAUGAUGGGCGAUUGGGUAUGA